Molecule: messenger RNA, 1419 nt
Organism: Prorocentrum cordatum
Lineage: Eukaryota; Dinophyceae; Prorocentrales; Prorocentraceae
Source: the annotation of a GenBank genome assembly
GCUGAUUCGGAGAUCGUCACGGUGCUCCGCGACCAGUUGGCCCGGUGCGGGCCCCAGCAGCUGGCGCCGCAGCCUGCGGUCUCGUGGGCCUUCUUGAGCGGCUUCGUGAGUGGCAUCUGCCUUUGCGCGUCCAUCUUCCUUCGAUCACUGCGAGUGGGUCAGCGCCUUCUGAUAUCGUGCGACGUGGACCCCGACUUGUACCACGAGCGGCUGAUUCUGCAGAACGUGCCCGGUGAGCUGCCAUGUUCGUACCUUGUGGCUACGCCGGAGGGCGACCUGUACGAGGAGGACCUGCUGGAUUCUGGAGGCGAGGUCUUCUUGCUUGGCCCGCGGGGCGGGUUCAGUGGCAGGUUGCCGGCAGCAGCCACCCUGUACCGCUUCGAGGCCGAAUACCUGGACGACAACAAGGCCCGCUUCAUCCAGGAGGGCCGCGAAGAACUUGCGCGCCUCCAGGGCGUCGCCGGCUUCGUCCCCGUCGGGCGCGCUGCCCCUCCGGGCGAUGGACCACCGGUGCGUUGGGUCGCUUUCGAAACGCGCUUCGGCAAGCGCGUCGGCGAGGACGUCAGCGAGCUCCCAGGACAGCGGUUCCUGUACGGCGGUCGCGGCAUCAUCACGAUUUCCGAGAGCCAGUACAUGGCCAUCGCCUGGGCCGACUCCUUCACGAACGGCACGGUUGCCGACGGCGGGGACCAGGACGUCCGCACGCUGACCGUGCGCAUGGAUUCCGCGGGCAGGCGGGAAGCGGUCUUCCCCGACGUGUGCAAGCAGCUGGACUCCGCCACGAUCAGCGACUGGCGCGUCGCCGGCCCUCGCACCAUUGCGCGGUUGUGCCGCGCCCUGGCAGAGACGGGCACGACGCCAACCCAGCAAAACUAUUGGUGGCGGAGCACCAUCGGUCUCAGCAUGUCAGACAACGGCGUGGACGAACACCUGUUCUUGAGCGAGCUGCUGGAAUGGGCCUUGUGCCACGACUUCCUCGGCUUCGGCAGCUUCUUCAUCGGCGAGCACAUCAGCCGGAGGUAUCAGCUGUGGGAGGAGGUGUACUCGCACGCGCUGCUCGAGCGCGAGGCUGGGGCAUCCGCUGCCGAGGGGGUCGACGAGCGGCGCAUCUUCUUGGGCGCAAGGCGCAAGCGCCGCAAGGAGCGUCGCUUGGCGGCUGGGUCGGGCGAUCAGGCGGACGAGGGCGGCGGCGAGAACAUCGGGGCGGCGGCCAAGGCCAAGGGCCGCAACGGAGCUCGGAUCACAGCUGUGCUGAUCUUCAAGAGCGGCAUAUUCUGCCUUUUCCUGGUGGUCGGGCUCUCAACGACGUUCUCCUUGGCGACGCGGUCGCCGCUUCGGUCGGCCAAGUGCGUCGUGCUCGUCACAGGCGUUCUCAGGAAGUUUGGCUUCGAGAUGGUCUCGCUGCUCUUGGUGAACUCG